AAUAGUACUUGUUUUUCAUCUAGUCUAGUGGAGUAGUAGUAAAUAACAACCUCUUCUCUCUCUUUCUUUCUUUGUCAGAGAGUUGAAGAAAAUUGUUGAUUAAUAUUUAAUACUACUACCACUGAUUCUCUGUUUCUCUUUCUAAUGGAGUAGUAGUAGCAAUAAAAUGCAAAAGUGUAUUGAAAAAAUAAAGAUAACAGCUUUUGUAUUUUUUUUUUUUUUUGUGAACAUGUCAAAAAUUAUCUUUGGCUGAACAAAGCCUUCUCUUUCACACCUCCCAAACCCCUCUUCUCUCUGUCUAUCAAAGUAUCAACUACAGCCCUAUAGAGAUUGGAGAAUCUAGGGUUUUGUGUCUUGCUUGUUUUCUUUCUUUGCUCAAUGUUAUAGCUCUGCUUCCUGUCCUGUUUGUUGUUUGAUUGAUUAAAUCACCUUCAGGUCAUGUUUUGUUUUUUCUGGUUGAUUUUACCUUUCUUCAGUUGAAUUUCUCUAUACCCCUUUUGUUUCUUUGUUUUGUAUCAAUUGGUUGGUAUCUAGGCUCUACCAUUUUUAUCUGUUUGUUGUAUCUUUUUGUUUUACAAUAUGGAGGAGAUUGAGGAAGCUAACAGAGUUGCAGUUGAGAGUUGUCAUAGAGUUAUUAGUAUGUUAUCUCAACCUCAUGAUGAGAAAAUUUUAGCAAGAGAGACUGGAGAGGCUGUUCACAAGUUUAAGAAAGUGGUGACUCUCUUAAAUUCUAAUUUGGGUCAUGCAAGAGUAAGAAAAACCAAGAAAAUUUUGACCCCUUUUCCUCAUAGCCUCUUGUUAGAGAAUUCAAGUUGUAAAAUUGUUGAUGAUCAGCUUAAACCUUUACAAUUGCUUCCUAUCACCUAUCCUGAAAAUAUUAGACUAGAAAUUGGUUCUAAUGUGAAUAGGAUUCACCCUUCAUUGGAGUUAAAUUCACAUAGUAAAAAUCCUCUUCAGUUAGCCCAACAAACAAGCUAUCACUUUGCCCAACAGCAGCAGCAACAGAGGCGGUAUCAGCUUCAGCAGCAACAAAUGAAGCAGCAGGCGGAUAUGAUGUAUCGGCGUAGUAAUAGUGGGAUUAGUUUAAAUUUUGAUAGCUCUACAUGUACUCCAACUAUGUCAUCAACGAGGUCGUUUAUCUCCUCGUUGAGUAUUGAUGGAAGUGUUGCUAACUUGGAUGGUAAUGCCUUCCAUUUUAUCGGGGCUUCGCGCUCCGCGGAUCAGAGCUCAUAUCAACAUAAGAAAAGGUGCUCCGGAAGGGGAGAGGAGGGGAGUGUAAAAUGUGGAAGCAGUGGUAGAUGCCAUUGCUCGAAGAAGAGGAAGCACAGGGUAAAGAGGUCUAUCAAGGUUCCUGCUAUAAGUAACAAACUAGCUGAUAUUCCUCCGGAUGAGUAUUCUUGGAGAAAAUAUGGUCAGAAACCGAUCAAAGGUUCUCCGCACCCUAGGGGAUACUAUAAGUGUAGCAGCAUGAGAGGCUGUCCUGCCAGGAAGCACGUUGAGAGAUGCUUGGAGGAGCCUUCAAUGCUUAUUGUCACUUACGAAGGAGAACAUAACCAUCCUAGGUUGCCAUCCCAAUCGGCAAAUGCAUGAGAUCUUUAGAGAAAUGCUAACAAAGAUCAUCAUCAUCAUAAGCCUCGAGAAAUUUCUAAUACUCUAUUUUUAACCGGCUUCAAUUGUUCCUGUACAUAUUUUGCUUUGAAGUACAAUGCAGAUGGGGCCAAAUACUAGUUCAAAAAUUGGAAGGGUCUAUUAGGUAUAUGGAAAGGCAAAUGUAAAGCCAGGUUAAUGAUGCAGUGAGACCUAAUUGUAAGAUUAUCCUCGUAAAGUAUGACUCCUUUUUUUUUUUAGGAUUUUUGCAA
Messenger RNA from Solanum pennellii, 1859 nucleotides. Its product is annotated as probable WRKY transcription factor 21. Gene Ontology annotation, molecular function: DNA-binding transcription factor activity; sequence-specific DNA binding. Lineage: Eukaryota; Viridiplantae; Streptophyta; Magnoliopsida; Solanales; Solanaceae. The transcript is spliced from 3 exons. The record is from RefSeq and is a predicted model, not a curated record. Gene Ontology annotation, biological process: regulation of DNA-templated transcription. Bases 580 to 1590 code for a protein of 336 amino acids.